Messenger RNA from Haemonchus placei, 663 nucleotides. Lineage: Eukaryota; Metazoa; Nematoda; Chromadorea; Rhabditida; Trichostrongylidae. The record is from the annotation of a GenBank genome assembly.
AUGUCCCUGAAUGUGCUAAACUAUAAAGGCAUUCAAGCAUAUAUGAUUAUUGGUACAAUUUAUCAGGGCGUUUAUAUCUAUCUGACAUGCACAGUGAUCUAUUGCGUGAUGGAGCGCUUUCUUGCAACUGUUUCCUCUAAAACCUAUGAAUUUCGAAGAAACUGGUUCGUACUGAUCGUUGGUCAAAUCACUGCGGGUAUCAUUAUUUUUCUUCACAUUCAUGUUUACCGUCUAGGUGGUACCAUCAGUGACAUGGUCCAGCUUGGGCUUUCGUUUGUGAUAUUUACGAUCUCGGAGAACGUCAGAGCACUGAGAUUGGUCGCUCCUGUGGUUCUCCUAGAUACAAGCGUCACCAUAACUGAUAUGAUCGGCACGCUUUUCUUCGACGUUCGACCUGCAUUUGACCGUGAUAGCUACGUAUCCGGAUCAAGUAGAUACCUAGUAGCUUACAUAGUGUUGCGUGGAGCAGCUGUUAUUCUGCAAUACGGGAUUCCAGUUGCGAUUGUCAGCCACGAAACGUUACGGAAGGUUGCAUGCGGAUCGCUGUCGAAGGUUACUGGCAAGCCUUCGUGCACCCGGACUGACGAGGUGGGAGAGAUUGAAGCUCGACGCGAAAGUCAUCAGGCUGUUUACUUCAACUACAUUCGCGAUCAGUGGGCGUAG